Engraulis encrasicolus (European anchovy) is the source of this 6601-nucleotide messenger RNA. Its product is annotated as ras-specific guanine nucleotide-releasing factor RalGPS1-like. Bases 338 to 2089 code for a protein of 583 amino acids. Lineage: Eukaryota; Metazoa; Chordata; Actinopteri; Clupeiformes; Engraulidae. Gene Ontology annotation, cellular component: plasma membrane. Gene Ontology annotation, molecular function: guanyl-nucleotide exchange factor activity. Gene Ontology annotation, biological process: Ras protein signal transduction; positive regulation of GTPase activity. The record is from RefSeq and is a predicted model, not a curated record. The transcript has 20 exons.
AGAGCAUACCUGACACACUUCCUGUGCGUUUUUUUUGCAUGUAAGAUUUGUGCUAUACCGAAUCGUAUUUUGUCCGUGCUAGUAGCGUUAAUAGCCUAUAUAUCUGGACACCAAGGGGCACAUUACGCAGUAUGCCCCUCUUUCAAAAUGAAAUAGGCUCUGAGGUAAAUGUGACCGAUUUCUUAUUCCUGGAGUAGUCAAAAUCGUUGGUCACGCCUCGUGGAAGGCUGGGUUACCAUCGCGUUUGUCAUGGCAUGGCUGAUGGGACACAUGUGAGGCCCACCUGAGGGCCGCCGUUGCCCUCUUACCCCCCCUCUGGCCUGGCCUCCCUGCCAGCAUGUACCGCAGGGACGGCCUGUCGGAUGGAGCCAGCAUCACCUCAGCCACCUCGGAGUCCAGCAGCAGCCCGGAGUCUCUGGAUGGGCCUGCUGUGGACUACGCCAAGAGCUACGAUGCUGUUGUUUUCGACGUGCUCAAGGUCACGCCAGGAGAGUUCGCAAGUCAGAUCACGCUGAUGGAUGCCCCCGUGUUCAAGGCCAUCCAGCCAGAGGAGCUGGCCAGCUGCGGGUGGAGCAAGAGGGAGAAGCACAGCCUGGCGCCUAACGUGGUGGCGUUCACACGUCGAUUCAACCAGGUGAGCUUCUGGUUGGUGAGAGAAAUCCUUACAGCACAGACACUGAAGAUCCGCGCAGAGAUCCUCACCCAUUUUAUCAAAAUAGCAAAGAAACUGAUGGAGCUAAACAACCUCCAUGGCCUGGUGUCCGUGGUCUCCGCUCUGCAAAGUGCACCCAUCUUCAGGCUCAGCAAGACCUGGGCGUUGAUCAGCCGUAAGGACAAGGCCGCUUUCGAAAAGCUGAACUAUCUGACAACCAAGGAAGAAAACUACAGUCGCCUGAGGGAGUACAUCAGAUCGAUUAAGAUGGUCCCGUGCAUCCCCUAUUUGGGGAUGUACCUACUGGACAUGAUCUACAUCGACUCGGCCUAUCCGGCGUCUGACAGCAUCCUGGAGACGGAGCAGAGGACCAAUCAGAUGAACAACCUCCUGCGAGUCAUCGCAGACCUCCAGGUGUCCUGCAAGUAUGAUCACCUUGUGACCCUUCCCCAUGUGCAGAAGUACUUGAUGUCGGUGCGCUACAUUGAGGAACUUCAAAAGUUUGUGGAGGACGACAACUUCAAGUUGUCUCUGAAGAUCGAGCCAGGGAAUAGUUCGCCGCGCAUGGCCUCCUCAAAGGAAGAUCUGGCAGGUCCGUCGGAGGUGUCUGCUUCUGUGCGCUACAACCGGCGGCGGCCCACCUGCCCCGACACCUCUGUGGCCGUUUACAUGCCCACCCCGCCCCCCUCGCGCCACCGCAAGAGCCACAGCCUGGGCAACAAUAUGAUGUAUCAGUUCGCUGUGUCAGAGAGCAAGAGUGCCACGUUCCCCAUUGAGAAAGCCCGCCACCUGCUGGACGAUAGCUUCCUGGAGUCCCACAGCCCUGCCAGACACCACCCUGCCAACGCAUCCUUCACCAACGGCCUAUCCCUGGCAGCAGACAGUAGUGAGAGCUCCUUCUAUGAUGACCUGUCAUCAGGAGUGGAAAGGGGGCGCAUGUACGCCACUCUGGGCCCCAACUGGAGGGUGCCCCCCCGCCUGCCCCCCAAGAGCUGCAGUUAUAUCUACAGCCCCUCGCAAGUGGAGCCCAUGUGUGGUGCGUCGGAGGCGGGUGGCGUGACCAUGGAGGGUCCCCUGAGGAGAAAGACCCUGCUGAAGAGAGGCAAGAAGCCCAGGCUGUCGUCGUGGACACGCUACUGGGUGUCUCUCUCCGGCUCCACCCUGAACCUCUAUGGGACCAAAGCCCUGAGGGCCUCGCAGAGGAAACAUUACAAAUCGACUCCCUGUAAAACGGUCUCCGUGAUUGGCUGGAUGGCUGUGUUGCCAGACAACCCGGCGAGACCCAACAUCUUCCAGCUGAACGACCCAGACAAAGGGAAUGUUUACAAGUUCCAGACCAGCUCCAGGUUCUCAGCCAUCCUCUGGCACAAGAGCCUGGAGGAGGCCAGCCGGAGCCACAGACCCAAGACACCAGCCAAUCUCAUGUCAUUCGAGUGAGGAGGAAGAUCCCGCCCUAAACCCCUGCCAACCACCCCUCCUCCUCACCCCUCCCCACUCCCACCUGGAAUAAAAGCUCCCCUGGCCCUUUCCCCCUCUCUGCCUGAUGGGGGCGCACUCGUGCCAAAGCUCUUUGAUGACGACGGACAGGCGUGGAACGGAGGACGCCUGCUGAGAUCUGAGAAGAGCACUGAAGAUGGACAUAAACUGCAGCCCAGUACAGAACAGAGCAGGACAGGACAGGACAGAGGCAUGGAGACACGUACAGACUCACUCUGUUGCUACUGUUUCUGUUGCUGUGGCUGCAGAACGUGUCAAAGGAAAACAGUUUCCUCUUUGUCUGGACAAGAGGAGGGAACGAAAAGACAGACAACUCCUUUAUCACUCUUAUCCCUCACCCCCGCCCCUACACCCACACACACACACGCACACAGGGAUACACAUGUGCACACAGACACACACAUGCGCACGCGUGCAUGCACACACACAUAGACACACACGUACGCACAUGCACACUUGCGCACACACACACACACACACACACACACACACACACACCCCUCCUUCCCCCCCAGCCUUACAUGGAUGCUUUUUUUGCCACUUGUGCAUACGUACAGUACGUGAGAGUGCGUGUGCAAAGACCUCGUCUGUCUGCGUUGUACAUGCCUCUACUUACUGCUAAAUAAUGUGAAUGAGCACGUGCUAACUGUAUAGCCCAUGUUGGGUUGCCUAGGAUGCCAUAGUUGGACCUGAGUGAUGCAUAUGCUUAAAAAAAAAGAGAAAAAAGUAAAGAAAUACUAAAAAGGGAAGACGUUUGUUCAGUGUUAGCGAGGAGAAGACAUCUGCCAACAGGCUGACAGGCUGCCUGCUCUGGCUGUGGUUGAGGUGAAGUCACGUGGCCUACCCCCCUGCUUGUGUUUUAUUGGGCUAUUUAUGGGCUAUUUUAAUAGGCAGAUUCGCAGAUUCAUCUAACAGGUUCACCACCAUGCAUCAGUCGGUACGUAUUUAUUUGUAAAAAAAAAUACAAAUCUGGAGGUGCUUAGGAUAGGCAAUUACUCACACCGCCACAGAACCGUAAAAAAUACAUCCUUUGCAAAAAAACUUGAAAUUUCCACUUCAUCAUCUCACGCGCACAACGAGUCAUUGUCAGUGUCUUUGUCACUCGGCAAUCGGGACAUAAACGGAAAAAUGACACAAGAAAAAACUUGAAUCAUUGUUGAAUCGUGUAGUAAACACUUGCACUGAGAUAUAGACAAUGUUGUGGUACAAAAAUGGUUUUUGCUCUGUCUCACCUCUCCAUCAUAGCCUUAAAAAGUAGUGAGCAGUCAUUGGUCCACCCUGCACUCUGGGGUGUGAUGUUGGCUUGGAGCCAUACAUACGUACAUGUGCUCAGCGCUCCUGGUUCAAAAAGUGAAAAACGUUCAUCGAUGAAGGUUAAAUCAGCAGCUUGAGACGCACGUGGCACCACCAUGUGUCCGAGGUCAUUCUGUUCCACACAUCCAGACAAUAUACUCUUAUGAACACCACUGUGAGUGAGGAGUUCAUCUUCAUCCACAAUGGCAGUGUGCCACUCACAUUGUAACAGGAAACAUUGGUCACUAAAAGACAUUUUGUUUAAAACUGUUCAGCCCCGGUGUAUAUGGUAUUACGAUUUCUGCUCUGCUGUAAACAUGUCCUUACAUGUUGGGGGCCAGGACAGAAGGAGAAAAUAAAUAAUUAAAGAGUUGCUAAUCCUCUAAGCCAUCAAGACUAGAACAGAUGCAAACCAAGCUGUUACUGUGAAGAAAACCGUUAACCGGUAAGAUUGGUACCACAAAGUUUAAUUAAGCUAGUCUCUGUUCUUGUUUCUUUUGUGCGCUUGUAAAUGAGUACAGUGGCAGUGUUAUAGAACGUGAUUUAGUUUCAUAUCAUUGGAAUGUGCUUUUGACUAUUUUGUUCAGCUACAUUAGUUCUUGACCUUAAAGUUUAAAAGUCACGCAAGAGGACAUUCUCAAUGAAGAAUCCGAGAAUAAUUUGGACAGAUGAGGAAGAAUAUUUAAGUGUCCCAACAGAACUGGAUUCUUUUAUAAAAGACUACAUGUAUUUGGAAAUGACCUGGAGUGUUAUUAAAUUGAUCUAGACUAAAUUGAUCUAGACCAGACAAUUUAAACUCAAAUGAUAACCUUGCCAUUGUGCUAUGCAUAGUGGCAACACAACCUUGCCUAAUAUGUUCCAAGGAUGAUGAGACAAUCAGAAUAGCUCUCUAUUGGUGUGUUUCUGAAUGUACGAACGAAUAGUGAUUUUUAUUUAUUUUUUGAUUUGUUUUAUAUCAUUGUAACCUCUUCUUUGUGAGUCAGUGUUUUUUUUCUUAAUGGUGUGCCACUCGAACAAGCUUGAAAAAUACAGCUUUUUGUAGAAACUGUAGAAAAGUGUAGGCCUUUGAAGAGGCACACAUACACAUACAUGCAUGCACACACUCUGACACAUGCACAAACACACACACACACACACACACUUCACAGUGACAUGAACAUUUUCACCUGUUGAAAACUACUGUAUUGUGAGACAUCCAGAUGCCUUUCUUAACCAGAGAUCCUUUCCCAAACUGGGUACUAAAGUAAACUGCUGUAGAUUUGCAUUAACUUUCUCAACCUCACGGUUACUGUAUCACACAGCUUGGAUUUACUUACAUACUGUAAUCCAAGUUUCUUUUACUUUGUCAUUUUUCAACAAAGGUUUUCAUAGACAUGUGCGAUGUUGUUAUGAACAUAUGGUUUGCUGUGUUAUGAAAAAAAAUCUAAACAAAAAACAUAGUAUUUCCAUAGUCUAUCACUGCAAGUAAUAGCAUACUGUAUUUGACAACUCAUGUCAUCCGAUGUUAUGUCCUCCUGUCAUCAUAAAUUAAGGAACUUUGAGAACCAACAUGAAUUAUGAAUGAUCAAAAUGGUCACCGCCUGUAUUUACCAUAGGUCCUGGUUAAGUUUGAUGUGGUAUCCUAAGGCCAGGGCUCUGUCUCAAUGCCCAGCGUGAAACGCCCAGUGAUUGGAUUGUUGUUCACCAAAGUGUAUCCAAUCACUGGUUUCACGUCCUAAUAAGGCUAGAACACUGGGCAUUGAGAAAGGGCACACUUUUCUGUUCAGUGUCGCGUCUUUCCAUCUGACGACGUCAGUAUUUUCCUCUUGUUUCUUUGGGAUCAGCCAGAACCACUACCACCUAAAUGUACUUUCUCUUCACAGACACAGUCCUGCUAAUACAGUAUAUACACACACAUAUGUAUUUAUCUCAAUGUGAACUUUUUUUUAUUUUAUAUUUGAAAAUAUUUGUUUAUAUAUGGUUGUUUAUAUUUUGUCUAACCAUACACAAUGUUGUAAACAUGUGACAAUGCAUGUGAUUUUUGUGUUUACCUGACACUUUGUAUUGCCAUGGUACUUUGUUUAGUGCCUCUUCACUUGGGAGUUGUAGAACAGUGUGUUGCUGUACAUAUCCUGCUUUAAAUGACACUGCAUUGAGUUGACUAAUAAAUGCCACUUAGCUAUACAAUGUUCAGUUUGUGGGCUUUUGACCAUGGUUUGGGUUUCACACCAGGCUGAAUUGGGACAAAGGAAAGGCCCAAGCACUUUUACACAAGCCUGGUUCACACCAGACGGUGUAUGUGUAGCUUCGGCGCCCCCUGGCGGAGCAGAGCUACACACACAACGUCUGGUGUGAACCAGGCUACUUUUACACAGCCCCCUCAAACAGAAUACCAAAAAAAACCUGCACUGGUCCCUGAGGACUGUUGGCUCACCUUGAAAUGCCCCGUAUGCCAGAUGGCCAGUUUCAUGAUCCGAAAUACGGAUAUCUUUAAUUACCUAUAGUCUUUUUCAUUGUUUUGAUAAUGCAAGAAUACUGCAGAACAAAAAGAGAUUUUGCCAGAGUUUGCCACUUUCAUUUAUUUAUAAAGACAGCAUACUUUAGCUUCAUAUAUUUAUACCUGGCCAAGCAAAUGUCACGCUUUUGAGAUGUAUCGUCGGUCUGAUUGUGUGCGGUAGCAGAAUAGCUAAAAACUGUGCCUCAGUCGAUCGUCUCAACCUAAUCUCCAAUCCCCAACCCCUACACACAAACUCUCUCACACACUCACACACACAAUGUAGAAGUGCACACAGAUAUUAUUAUUGUAAUAUUUUGUCAACCGUUUCCGCGGCUUCAUUUUCCUCCACUGCACUGUAAGUGUAACUUCAGGUUUGGACCCUCGCUUUGUUUUGGAAGACUUCAGUUGCUUGUUCCACCGAGACGAUGGCAUGCCAGUCACAGCAUGAUCUCUUCACAUAAUAUGAACUAAUUAAUCCAAUCACAUUAUCUCAGAGCCUAUUACUGCAACUCAGAAGAGGGAACAUGAUGUCAGACGCAGUAGCCUCAGGCAAGAGGUCUUCACUGUAUAACCCAGUGCUGGGGUUUGGGAAGAACACAACUGUGCAUUAGUCUAUUUUGGGGCUUAAUACAGUUAAAAUCGUUGGCCAGGGUUUAUAAAGGUGGUAAAGUGUAUUAUUUUUC